UUCACAGUACUCAUCUGAACAGAAUCAUCAUGCUACGUCGAAAAGUUGUGCUUAAGUUGGUCCUAUUGAUAGGCAUUUUGCAAGGAUCUAUCUCACUGGUCGCCAGUAAGUGUGAUGGGGUGUGCGUAAAACUUGAUGAAUGUGACAAUGGGUUCGGUGGAAUCAAUUUCGUCAACUUGAGGUUCGGCGAAGAAGACUACGUGGAAGCGGAAUGUCCUCAUUACUUGGAAGUAUGUUGCGACGCAGAUAGUGUUGUAACAACUCGUGCUCCUCCAGUGGCAAACGAAAGUAACGAAAGGACACUCCCAAAACCGAAUGGCGAUGGGAAUAACUCAAACCCGAAUGAAGAUGAGAAUAACUCCAACGAGAAUAACGCUGGAAAUGGUAAUGCAGAAUCAGAAACAGUUGCAACUGGGCUAAAUGACAUUGCGGAAGGACCAAGGACAAAUACCAUUGAGGAUGACCCAGUAAAAGAUCUGAUUGAGGACAACGGAGUACGCUCCCUUAUCACGAAGCAAUUUGGUGAGUGUGGUAUAAGAAACCCAGAAGGCAUCAAAUUCAGAAUUCAAAACUCCAACCUCAACGAAACCGAAUUUGGCGAAUUCCCAUGGAUGGUAGCAAUCUUGCAAAGCCAGUUGAACUUAGAACAACCAGAAUCGUCAUAUGCUUGUGGAGGAUCAUUGAUUGCACCGAAUGUAGUACUAACUGCUGCACAUUGCGUGAUGGACAAAGAACCACAAAAGCUAACGGUCCGAGCCGGUGAAUGGGAUACUAUGACUACGAAUGAAGUUCUGCCCUACCAGGAAGAACCAGUAUCACGUAUAAUUUUGCAUCCUCAUUUCAAUCGGAAUAUGCUGUUCCACGACGUAGCCUUGUUAGUGCUCGAGACACCAUUUUCUGCAGCGGAUAAUGUCCAGUUGGCUUGCUUAGCACCACAAGGAAUGGUCUUUAAGAACAAUGAUUGUUUCGCAGCUGGUUGGGGAAAAACUGCAUUUGACGCACAAAGCUAUCAUGCUAUCCUGAAGAGAGUUCCAUUGCCUAUAAUACCCAAAGCGGAAUGCCAAACUGCAUUAAGAACUACCAGACUCGGACCGAGAUUCCGCCUACAUGAGUCAUUUAUCUGCGCCGGCGGUGAGGAUGGAAUCGACACCUGCACAGGUGACGGUGGAUCACCACUUGUUUGUCCAGUUGCGGGAUCCGAGAGCAAGUAUUAUCAAGCCGGGAUCGUAGCAUGGGGCAUCAGUUGUGCCCAUGAAGGUAUUCCAGGAGUUUACGUGCAAGCUAGUUUGUACACACAGUGGAUCGAUGAGGAACUAGAAAAAAUCAAUUAUAUGAGCGUUGAUAGAAGAAACAAUUUAUAAGAAGAUACUGAAUCUUAAAACUGUUGUUAUCAGGGAAAAUAAAGGAAAAUUUCAAACUG
Ochlerotatus camptorhynchus is the source of this 1420-nucleotide messenger RNA. Its product is annotated as phenoloxidase-activating factor 2-like. The record is from RefSeq and is a predicted model, not a curated record. Gene Ontology annotation, biological process: proteolysis. Gene Ontology annotation, molecular function: serine-type endopeptidase activity. The transcript has 4 exons. NCBI's taxonomy places the organism in Eukaryota, Metazoa, Arthropoda, Insecta, Diptera, Culicidae. The coding region runs from base 30 to 1361 and encodes 443 amino acids.